Messenger RNA from Thunnus maccoyii (southern bluefin tuna), 6189 nucleotides. It is a transcript of the gene atg9b, whose product is annotated as autophagy related 9B. The transcript is spliced from 15 exons. NCBI's taxonomy places the organism in Eukaryota, Metazoa, Chordata, Actinopteri, Scombriformes, Scombridae. Bases 314 to 2743 code for a protein of 809 amino acids. Gene Ontology annotation, biological process: protein localization to phagophore assembly site; autophagy of mitochondrion. The record is from RefSeq and is a predicted model, not a curated record. Gene Ontology annotation, cellular component: phagophore assembly site; autophagosome.
UUGUGAAAGACAAAAACAGUGGACGCACACGGGAGAGUGUAUUUUUGGAAACCUACUACCCGACCUCUGAGCAGACUGACGACCACCGCAUCGUAAUUACAACAUAUCUGUUCGUAUUAAACGAGCUCUGGUCAAGAUUUGGACUCUGAGCAAAGACGAAAAGCAGAUCAACAUCAGCAGAUGGACGGACCAAGUCGGGAACAAAACAAACCGUGUCACCCUGACUACACGAGUGGCUGAAUCAUUCACAGGCUAGCCAGCCACCAGACAGCUGCCAGUUGCUCGUCAGUAGGGAGUAAGAAUGUGAAGCACAAUGGCCAACCUUGAAGCUUACCAGGAGUAUCAGAGAAUUGAGGACUUUGAGGAGGACUCACCACCAGGGGAGGAGGAUUUACUGGUGCAUGUACCCGAAGGCCUGAAAGACUCAUGGCAUCACAUCAAGAACCUGGAUAACUUCUUCACAAGAAUCUACCAUUUUCAUCAAAAGAAUGGAUUUGCUUGUAUGAUGUUGACAGAGUUCUUUGAACUUGUUCAGUUUUUGUUUGUUGUCACAUUCACAACGUUCCUUGUCAACUGCGUGGAGUACGAUGUCCUGUUUGCCAAUCGAGUCGUCAAUCACACAGGGCCGGGCCAGAAUCCCUUGGACAGGAACAAGGUCACUCUUCCAGAUGCCAUCCUACCCAGCCAGCAGUGUACUCAGAGGAUCCAGGAAAACAGCUGGAUCAUAUUCCUUCUCAUCAUGGCAGCCAUCUUCUGGGUCUAUCGACUCAUUAAAGUCUUUUGCAAUGUUCUGAGCUAUUGGGAGAUCAGGCAGUUCUACAUCAAAGCGCUGAAGAUCAGAAUGGAUGAACUAUGCAACUUCACAUGGCAGGAAGUGCAGGACCGGCUCAUCAGCCUGCAGCGCGAACAGCAAAUGUGCAUACACAAGAAAGAGCUGACAGAACUCGACAUCUAUCACCGCAUCCUGAGAUUCAAGAACUACAUGGUGGCCAUGAUAAACAAAUCACUCCUACCAGUGCAGCUGCAGCUCCCCCUGCUGGGCAAUGUGGUAUUCCUCACACAAGGCCUGAAGUACAACUUUGAGCUCAUACUAUUCUGGGGUCCUGGCUCUCUGUUUCAGAAUAAAUGGAACCUGCACCCCAAGUACAAGCGCAUUGGAAACCGCCUAGAGCUCGCCCAGCAGCUUAGUAGAGUCAUCCUGCUGAUGGGUUUGGCCAAUUUGCUGCUGUGUCCCUUCAUCCUGGUGUGGCAAGUGCUGUAUGCUUUUUUCAGCUACACUGAAGUGAUCCGCAGAGAGCCCGGGAGCCUGGGUGCCCGACGUUGGUCCCUGUACGGUCGUUUAUACCUGCGUCACUUCAAUGAGCUGGACCAUGAGCUGCAUGGACGCUUAGGCCGCGGCUACAAGCCCACUUCCAAAUACAUGAACUCCUUUACAUCACCCCUGCUGACUGUGCUUGCUAAAAACAUUGCCUUCUUCUCUGGCUCGGUGUUGGCUGUGCUCAUUGCACUGACAGUCUAUGAUGAGGACGUUCUGACAGUACAGCACAUUCUGACCCUUAUCACUGUGCUGGGGGUGGUUAUUACUAUCACCAGGUCCUUCAUCCCAGAUGAGCAUAUGGUGUGGUGUCCAGAACAGCUGCUGCAGUGCAUGCUGGCACACAUUCACUACAUGCCAGACCACUGGAGGGGCAAUGCUAACAAGAGCGAGACCCGUGACGAGGUGGCACAGCUGUUCCAGUACAAAGCGGUGUUCAUCUUGGAGGAGUUGCUCAGUCCUAUCGUCACACCCUUCAUUCUCAUCUUCCUUCUGAGGAACAAGUCUCUAGAGAUCAUUGACUUCUUCAGGAGUUUCACUGUGGAGGUUGUUGGAGUUGGAGACAUCUGUUCCUUUGCGCAGAUGGACAUCAGACGCCAUGGAAACCCAACAUGGAUGUCAGAGGGCCAGACAGAGGCCUCCAUAUACCAACAGGCCGAGAAUGGCAAGACAGAGUUGUCUCUCAUGCAUUUCACCAUUAAGAACCCACGUUGGCAGCCGCCACAGGAGAGCUCAGUGUUCAUCAGCCAUCUAAAGGAGAAGGUGCAUCACGAUGCACAAGGUGGCCCCUCCACCCAGCUGCUGCUCUCUGAGGCUCCUCUCUGCACUUCACUGCAGUCCAAUGAGUCUGGCACUGGGCCUGAUAAUCUGUUGGCCAGUGUCCUGGCCCACCCCAUUCUAACUGCAUCUGGACUACAAGGGCGAGAUCAUCGCUUCAUCCCGCCAAGCACCGCUGCUUCUGCUGCUGCCAGUGUCCUGGCCUCUUUAUCCACCUCCCAGCUCACACAUGCCAGCCGCGGCCGCUCUCACGGCCUCCUGCCCUCAUCCGUCCAUCCUGAGAGCACCAUGUACCGCAGCGAUCGCACCGUCAUGGACAGUAUGUCUAUCAGUGACUCUCGCAUUCGGAGCAAUGCGCUGCACUCAGAGUUUGCCUCAGCAGAGAUGAGCCUCCACGCUAUCUACAUGCAUGAGCUCCACCAGCAGAGCUCCCACCCGCAGAGACCUUCGGGGCAGUGGCAGAACCCAGUGCCAUUGAGAGAUCUACACGCAAGCACUGGUUUCCAGGCACAUAGUAGCCUUGGUUCCACAAUUUCCAUGCCCCAUCCUGUGCACCUUGGUGGCUGGCAAGAGGAGGAGGAGGAGGAUGAAGAAGAUCAGGAGAUUAACAGUGGAUCUACUCCAAAACAGGGCACCAGGAGUAGUUGUUGAAGUGCCUUUUGUCAUCAGUGUUUACAUUUUACUUUCUUCAAUGAACAUUGUGGCCUUAGAUGAUCUUCAUGGAGAAUUUAGCAUGGACCUUUAAAACAUCAUUCAGCGUUUGUUGUAAGAGGGGCUCAUUGAAUAACCACUGUCUCUGCACCUCCACGCCUCAUCCUGUCACACCAGGCAGACUAUGGCAUCAGGGAAACCAUAUGUCUUCCGUCCGUUUCAUCACGAUUUUUGUCAUAUAAACAUGUACAGACAAACUGCGUAUAAAGUGACAGAGAGACAAUAUAGUGUAUUCAUAGGAUCACUGUGUGAUGGUGAGUGUGGUCAAUUUUAUUGUGGAACGCAAAAGGCUCAUAGUGACUUUAAUUCAAGUAUUUGUACAUCACAAGGUUUUACAGUCUUAAUUGUAGUUUUUGACAUAAAGGUGUCCUGAUCUGUGCUACAAAGACUGUAAGCUGUAUCAUAGCUGCCUGAACAAAUUGUGAUCAUCUGAAAAAAUUAAUUCAAUAUUUCAACUCGUGCUGUUUGACCCUUGUGAUUUGUAAAUACACUUUUGCGUCUUACUCCUCCUUGAAAAGUCCACAUUUUUACUACCAGAUCUAAUCCUUGAAAAAUAUACCAAGUAUUGCUAUGAUAAGGAGCUAAGUGUACAGUAGCCGUACUAAAACACCAUGUGUACCUGGAAAAAGCCCCAUUGGGCUUGAUAAACUAGGCAUACACAUGCUUUGAUGCUGCUGUCUGUGUUUAGUGGUCCUAAAUACAGAUUUUGUUCAGUAUUAAUAUUUCUACAGCUCAUGUAUCAAGACCUUUGCCAAUCCUUAAAAAACAGGAUUGAAAUCAUGGAUCAGAAUGCACUUGGCAUCAAAUCCCAAUGCAGAUAGAAGAUGUAUUUUAAUUCUAUUAAAGCUAGACACAGAGUCAGCUUUAUGCCUUAACACUUAUGUAUUUAAAUCCUAGUUUUCCGUAUUACCUCAGUGGCAGUGACGAAAACCUAAUUUUCCAAUGAGUACCUCUGCAGUUCAUUUACUCUUGUAUAAAUAGAAAUAUAUUUGAGUUUUUCUCAUCAUACAGAUGCAUCUUUUAACUGCAUUUUGAUUUUGAUGGCAGGUGUAAAUGGAAUCCAUUUCACUUUCUGCUUUUAUUCUUUGCCCAGCAAAUGUUUUGAGUCAAGCAUUGAUGUCCCAGAAAUAGUCAAGAGGAAUCUUUUCUUUUUUUCUUUUUCUUUUUCCUUUUUUUUAGAACAAAACAGGGUGGUAUUGCUUUUACAAAUCUUGGUUGUGUGCACUAAUUUUGCACCUUUUUUUUUUGCAAAUGUUCACAUGAACAUGGAAUUCCAUCAUAAGGGCUGACUUCAAAGUGUGCACAGUUGAAUCUGCAGCUUUAGGUUUGAAGAUUUUUUGACAGAUUCUCUCAGUGUUGGCGUUAUACUUUCAAAGUAUGAGUGUGAGAAGAAAAAAGGCUUGCCACAGUCAGAAUCAUUGAUUAGCUUUAGGUUUAUUUAUUACCUGUUUCCCCCUCAGAUAUUUAAUUGAUAUAUGUGUAUUAUUUAUUUGAAAAAAAAAAAAAUCAUUUAUUUAGAUUUGUCACUAAAGUUUAUAUUCUCGUUGAUAAAAGAAAUGGCAUGUUCCCCCCCCAAAUUUAAAAGAAGUUCAAAAAAUGAUUUUGGUAUAAUGCUUUUAUUAAUGCAAAAAUAACAUGCCCAGCUGCAUGAUAUUGAAUGUGAUUUACACUUUAAAUAAACUGGGACUAUAUCUGCUUGUUGAUGUGGUGCGCAAAAUACUGCUCUACACAUUUUUCUACUUCAUUCUGCACACAGGAGUAGGCAUGGGACGAUAUGAAAAUGUUGCGAUUAUCCUGGCCAAAAUAACUGUGAUUCAUGGUAUUAUCCUGAUAAACAUCAAAAUAUGCUUAAAACUCUAAAAAUGGCACUAAAACAUACUGGAAUCACUUUACCUUACAUUUUCUUAAGAAACAAAUAUUUCCAGAAUGACUGGAAAGAUGUGGGCUCCCCCUUGUGGUAAUUCAAAAUAAAUCAGGAAAUCAACAUAGGACUGUAUGUUAGUGAGCUAUACAGCUUUUUCAGGUCACUCGUGAGGAUAUACACGAUUAUCCUGAUAAUGGAAAUUCACCAUGAUCAUUUUAUCGUGUUUUUUAAUCACGAUCUGCAAUAAAAUCUUUUAUCGUCCCAUCCCUACACAGGAGAUGAUAGUAAACUAGUUCUCACUUCACUAAUGCAACACUUUAGAGCUUACAGAUACGUCUUUGCCCUCUCGUGUGUUUAAAACUUGUUCCACUUUCUUUGUGAGUGUGUAUGUGGAGGGACUGCUGAUCUUGACACCUGCAUAAUUAUGCUAACAUUAACUCAGAAUUUUGCACUGACAGAAAACAAGCUGUUUUUCUUUUUAAAAAAAAAAAAAAAAGUACAUAUACAGUACUUGCAACAGUCACAUUUUAGAAAGGGCAGGUCUCAAAGGGACACCGAGUCAAUCUCCAUCCUGAGUGACCUCUUCUCAUUGUUUGUAUAUAAGCAUAGCAUCAGCACGUAUUGUAUUGUCUUUGUCCACAGCAGACCAUCUGGAAGCACUGUGGCCGAUCAUGCAAGGCUGUUCUUACCUCUGGUCAGUAAAAGCUCGCCCUGUAGGGGACGACGUGUGUUUUAUGUCACACUGUUAAAUUUGCUAACAUGGGUAUUGUGGUCGCUGUUCGUUUGUGGUACAUCUUAACAUGCAGUGAGUUUUAUGUUGUAGAGACACUGGAGCUCAGCUUUGUGUACAGAGUUGAUUUCUCCACAUUCACACCUCACUGUUAUCUUUGUCAUUUUAUUUUAAGCAGUGCCUUAGUAUUAAGGAUUAGUAUUUGUUCUUUGUAGAAGUCAUCUUAUGUAAACCAUCAAAUUUACUUUUAACAGGUUUAGCAGCACGUUAUGUACAGUAUUUUUUUUUUGGCAAGUCAUUGUGUAUAGCAUCAAGUAUGAAGUGAAGAUGUGGAUGUGGCUUGUAAGAUGAGUUGCAAACAGAUUUUGAGCCCCUGUGUCAGUCUGUUGCAUCUGACAGCGCACUCCUUAUCAUGGUGUCUAAACUUGCACUGUCUUUAAAAUCCUAAAGAGGCAGGAGUACAGUAUGCCUUGUUAUUGGCAGUGUCAUCAUGGCCAAUUAUCUCACCAUACUAUGGUUUCAUAUCCACUAUACACCAGUCUAAGUAUCACAGUGACUGGAACAAGGUGCUAAGUUUUCAUCCUGAAAUGUUGAAUAUGUUUUAAGAUAUGUUUUUUUUUUUCUUGCUUGUUCUGUUACAUAGGUUUGUCUGUUUGUUUUGUUCUGUAAAUUAAGAAACACUAGCUGAAAAAUGAAACAUGCCAAAAGAACUUGUUUUCGGCACAGCUUUACAAUACACGUGUUGUUUUCUGUGAGUGAGUAGAGAGGCAAAUAAAUCUUAUUUUGAGUGUA